CUUCUAUUUAUACUUGAUUUUUUUGCCGUUUUGAUUGGCUGUUUUUCAGGCUUAAAUUGGUAGCUGUUUUUGUCAGUUGUUUUCUCCAGAGCUAAAACAUAACUCUUCUAGUGGGGGCUAAUUAUUCCUUAUCGAUUUUAUUUUGUCUUGGGAUACUGAUUUUUAGGGACCCAUUUCUCUUAGUUUGUUAUUUUGGAGCUCCUUGUUAGUGACAUUUGUGUCCGUUCAAAUCCCCCAAUUGCUGUCUAAGUUGGGACCAUAAACAAAAUAAAUUCACCGUUUACUCUUCCCUAAUUGAGCCAAUCUAGUUGGAAGAGGUUAUAAUAACUAGAAAUAACACCACUCUUAUUAUAUAACAAGCGAGCAGUCCAGAACUGUUACUUCUUCGGCUGUGCUCUUAGCUGCCAGAUUAGCUGAUAGCUCUGGAAAAGUGUAAGUUAUAUGCAGGUAAUGCCAAGCAUACCCAGCCUGCACCUCCCACUGGUAUUAGUUGGAUUGGUUAACUUAUAACUUAUAACCGAUUGUAAUUGUAAUUGCUGGUUCCGGUGUUACUGUUGGCGACGGGGGCUAUAUACUUCUUAUAUGCACAUAUAAGAGUGAAAAAGCAAGAGACUCUUUUAGUCUUCCUUCUGUGAUCAGACUGAAUGCCAGAGUUAGAAAUGGGAAAACAAAGUGCCAUGUUGCCAGCUCGCCAUGUCCACCCGAGGCUGGGGUCGUCCGACGGACUAUUUUAGCACGUUCCUUUUACGAUUGAUGGCCUGCAGUGUCUCUGUGAGUAAGUUCAAUUCCCGAAGUGCCUAGCCCGCAUAAUUGAAAUCCAAACCCCCCCCCCCCCCCCCCAACCAAACUGUUGUAGUGCAAGUCCCCCCUUUAGCCCGAUUCAUAGUAAUUGUAAAAUUGGCGUUGGGUGUUUGUUGUAAUAUUUUUACUUGGAUUAAUUCUUCUUUUCCAUUUUUCUACAUUUUCAUUUUAUCCAAUCCAACUUCUUCUAUCGCUUGUCCUGCUCGGCCGUUGAUUCCAGUGGUACAACUAGAAUACAGCAGCUACUAGUUAUUACAGGAGCAACUGGCAUUGGUUUCUCUUCUCCUCUGCUUCUGUUUAAUUCAUUACUUAUUCCUUUGGUCCACGGCCAAGAUUAUUGAGAUUGUACUUGAGUUUUUUAAAGACAUUCAACUGUUUAACAGCCCAAAGAUAUUCUCUUUAUUCGCCGAUUCGUGCUUGUUUCUUUUACUUCUAAGAAAAUUAUUACCACCGGCCUUACUGUUUAGGUUAUUCAUUGCCGCUUUACUCGCAUUGUAAUAACGGUGUACUAACUAGACGCAGCUAACCAGUUCAGUUAAGCAAUCGUUUUGAAAGCAGCAUAUAACUGGAGAACUAGAAAAAACUGGAGAAGCAACUAAUUUCGAUCGACUUUGAGCUGAUUUGAAUUGAGCUGAUAAUUUAAUAGCAUUUGGUCUUUUGUUCCUCGCUUGUCAUCUGGCUAGGCGCUUCUAAUCUCCUCCAAAAUACCAGAGCCAAGACAGCCCAGCCCAUCUACGAACAAAACCUCCAAAAAUUGUAGUCAGCUAUACUUCAGAUAAUACUUUAUCGAAAUCUUCUUAUCCUAUUUAAGAAUAGAACCCCUUCAAAUAGUCCUAAAAGCCUAUUAUGGGCAACAAUGAAAUGACCGCGUUUAAUGUUCGGCUUUAAAAGCAUCUUUCAAGACCUUCACGUUCCCAUUACGAUAAAGGCUUUGAAAACGACCAUUUUUAAUUUAAUUUUCUGUCCUUCUUUAUAAUUGGCUUUGAAUAUAUUCUUGUUUUAUUUAAUCAGCUUUUCCUUUAAAGUGAAGAUUUAAGAUUUAUUUAAAACAAAGUUUUUUUACCUAUGAAAAUUCAGAUUGAAAAAUUUAAAUCCUCCUACUCUUAAUAAAAAAUAAUGACCUUUUUAUUCUGUCAUAAAACAAAAAACAAGAUGCUUCAAUAAAAAUUGGCCGUUCUUCACGGAAAUAAUUGAAUUACCUUAUUUAGGCGCUAAUUGACUCGUGUCAAAGCUAAAUUGACUUCUUUUGACAGAAAAAUCAAUUGAAUUUGCCGGUUGUAGAGGCCAUUUUUUGUUGACGUAAAAAUCCUUCAAAAAUUGACCUCAAAUUUAAUUUCAUUCAUUUAUAUUCAAUCUUUGUCAAAAAUUUUACAUAUUUUUGGCUUCUUGUUAAAGUUAGAAGUUUUGCGGAACUUAAAAUUUUGAAUUGAGUUAAUUUAAAGUUGUUGUUCGACUGAGUCACUGUCGAAAAUCAGGACAAAUUUUUGAGGAAAAUGAGCAGCAUGUUCAAUUUGGGUAGGAGCUGUAACAAUUUCUCCAAAAUGAGCCCCCCUAUUUUCUCUGUUAUUCUGUGGGUGCUUGUGUGUUAUUGCACUUGGGGGGAUAUUGGGGAGUGUUACAUGUGGACCGACCCCGAGUACAACCGACAAGUGAGGCCGAACGAGGGGGGCAUCACUGACGAAGUGGAGAUCGGCGUUUUCACCAACUCCAUCCGAACUGUUUCCGAGAUUGAUAUGACAAUGGUCCUCGAUGUGUUUCUACAGGCGUCUUGGAAGGACACGAGACUGAUUCCGACGUGGCAUAAGAUCUACCGCAACAUCCACGGCUUCAACUUCAGCGAGUGUCGCAACGUGCUCUGCAACGACAGCCGAGUGACGAUGGGGAGGGAGUUCGCGGACGACAUCUGGAAACCCGACUUCUACCUCGCCUCUGCAACUUCUAUCGUUCCGGCCGAUGCUUACAAUGAUAAUGUGUGUGUUAGGUUCGACAUGGACGGCACUCUUUUCUACUCGAGCCGAUUCAUAAUAGCCCACUCGUGUCCAAUGAGCAUGGGCUAUUUCCCCUUCGAUCAGCACAAGUGUCUCAUCCGGAUAGGGACGUACAAGUACCACGACGGACUGGUGAAGAUGAUCUACUCGGUACAGUUGUCUGGCAUGUAUCCGGCCCAGGAGACUGCCAACUUCAUCUUCAGCGACUUCAAACACGAGACGGACUACUACAACAACACCAUGCCAUAUAUGGAGGAUCUGUUCACAGAGCACUGCAUCAAUCUGCACAUGACGAGGAAGUACCAGAUAUUCCUGGUCACUCUCUACCUCCCCUCGGUAUCCCUAGUCGCACUAAGCUGGGUCAAUUUCUGGAUCGACCCGAAAGCAAUUCCAGCCAGAGCCGGUCUCUCCAUCACAGCCAUUCUGGCCCAAAUCACCCUGAUAGUAGGCAUGGCACAGAGGUUCCCCUCAGUGUCCGAUCUGAAGAUGGCCGAUUUGUACCUGACAGUGAACUUCAUGUAUACAUUCGCCACUUUGAUCGAGUUCGCGGUUGUGUCUUACCAGCCGCAUCAGUCAUCUGAAGACAAGAGCAACAAAGAGGCUAAGAAGAAGAAGAAGAAACAGAAGAAAAACUGUCUCAAGUGUAUCUUCGGAAACACUGAACAAGAUGCUCCACUUGGACGUCAAAACAACUUCAAUGCCGACCACUCGCCACUUCUCUCGAACGGAAACGCCGUGGUGCUUUCCGACGGCACUACCCUUCGCGUCCCGAUGCACUCUCGCGGGUCCCAGGGCACCUGUUGCAGUAAAUCGGGGGGACCCAACAACCCCACCAGCAGCCAGCAUAUUGGGGUUCCUAGUUGUUCACAUGGGAUUACAAAGUCCCCCCUCACCGCUUCAACGCGUUCGCUCACCAAGAAAGCCCCUCCCCCAAAACAGAAGUACAAUAUUGACCACUUGAGCAAGUUGUGUUUCCCGUCCACGUUUAUAGUGUGGAACAUUAUUUUCUUCUCACUUAACAUACAACUAUCAGGGCGAUAUGACGUGUUUGCUAAAUUCAAGGCAUUCUUGCCCGGUUAAUGAAUUAAGCCCAGAAUUAAUUGUCUCAAGUUAUUCAUGUACAAAAUCUCAAAUAACUGUCAAAAAUAAUCGGAUCUUUUUAACAAUCCCCCCUACUAUGCUGUGUACUUAUUAAACGAAUAUGCACGCCUAUUAAGAACUGAUUCAAGGGUUGAGAAAUUGGGAUAGGGAAUUAUUUUAGAGAUCCAUUUAUUUCACGAGUGCUUAUUCAGCAAUAUGCAUGAAACCUGUCUUGUCUGUAAACGAAAGUUAAAAAUGGACGAUAGUUCAAUUUUUAACUCAAAACUUCGAACUAUCUUAUGAAUUAUAAAGGUUAUUUUGAUUAAAGAGUCUUUAAGUUAUCAUAGUUUUUUCGUUUAAUUUUUUCUCAUGUAAAGCGCGUAUAAAACUUGCCUCUAAUUAUCGUGUAAAAUGAAUUUGUUGUUAGUUAUUUUAAACUAUAAUGCAGUUGUUAGACUCAAGGAAAUUAUAAAUUUUUAAAGCUA
Messenger RNA from Symsagittifera roscoffensis, 4354 nucleotides. RefSeq names its product glycine receptor subunit alpha-2-like. Gene Ontology annotation, biological process: monoatomic ion transmembrane transport; signal transduction; nervous system process. Gene Ontology annotation, cellular component: neuron projection; plasma membrane; synapse. The coding region runs from base 2295 to 3869 and encodes 524 amino acids. The record is from RefSeq and is a predicted model, not a curated record. NCBI's taxonomy places the organism in Eukaryota, Metazoa, Xenacoelomorpha, Acoela, Convolutidae. The transcript has 5 exons. Gene Ontology annotation, molecular function: extracellular ligand-gated monoatomic ion channel activity; transmembrane signaling receptor activity; neurotransmitter receptor activity.